CCGCCAGCUAGAGAGGCUCAGUGUUACCUUCUUUUGCUGCUUGGGUCCACACUGUUCGUAGAUAAUAGUAAGGACCGCGUUUCUGCUGUUGUGAACUUGUUUGUGAAGAGGCCGGAUAUGCUAGGAGAGUAUGCGUGGGGGGCAGGAGCACUUGCUUAUCUGUACAGGCAGCUUGGUAUUGCCUCCCGAGCGGAGGCUAAGGGAGUGGCGGGUUGUCUGACUUUACUACAGUGUUGGAUUUAA
This is a messenger RNA of Linum tenue, 243 nucleotides long. Lineage: Eukaryota; Viridiplantae; Streptophyta; Magnoliopsida; Malpighiales; Linaceae. The record is from the annotation of a GenBank genome assembly.